CCUCCUCGCCACCGCUGGGACUGAUCAUAACCGCUUGAAAUUCGUUUGCUAACCAAAGGCUCUUAGAAAAGUGAACUAUUGAGUAUUGCACAUCAAGAUGCCGCAAGAAGUCUCUCUCCGCACUAGUGAGGGUUGUGAAGAUGUGGGCAGCACUCCUGCCGUGGGCCCGAUGCGACGACAAGGAAUCGUGGUCUGCCGGAAAUUGCCCAGAGAAAGUAUCCUGGUAUCCAGCAACUCUCCGCGACGCAAUCGCAAGAGGAACGUCAGCUUCUCCGCUGAGCUUAUUCUCGAGUCGGCUGUGCGAUCUGGUGAGCUGAACGAAGUGAGAAAAUUCCUACAGACAGUCAACCCAUCAGCCAUUGACCAGCUUUGUCCCAAUUCCGGGGUUACCAUUCUUCAUCAGAGUGUGCUCAACUGUGAUGCUGACAUGACCCAACUGAUUGUCAACUAUGGUGCCAAUAUCGAGCGACGUGAUGUUGAUGGCUGGACUCCCCUUCAAGCCGCAGCGGCCAUGAGUGCCGAUGCCUGCGUGAAGGUUCUAUUACAGGCUGGAGCCGAUCCCUACGCCAAGACCCUGGAUAGCAACGAGUCAGCGCUAGACUUGGUCGAUGUAGUCGACCCGACUAGUGUUCGCUGCGUCAAGCACUUGGUGAGUGCAAUGCGACAUGCCAAUCCUCACAACCUCCCUGAUUAUUCCGCAGGAGCACGUGACAGCUUUGCAUCACUGAGCAGCAUAUCUACAUGUGGCAGCAUUGGCAGUACGUUCAGUUCUUCCACCACCGGCAGCUGUCCAUCGCCAUUGCUUCUCUCUUCUCCACCAUCAGCAGCACCGUCUCCCUCACUAUCGCGGAGUCGGAGUGAGGACAGUGGAAUUGAUUGCAUCGACAGUGGCAGCGCUGUCCUCAGAACAACAAGCGUAACGCCGCGCCAAGACAGCGUAUCGCCACUGUGCCUAGAAAAACACACCAAGACAUCUCUCACUACAUCCCGCACCGCUCCAGUACAACAGACCUCCCAAGAUAGCGGUGAUGGGUCAUGUGACGUCACGGACAGCCAUCAAUCCUCGUCUAGGAAGCUCCGGGAGCGGGAGAACUCCUGUCAACGGUUGACACCUGCAACGUCGGAUAGUGAUUCGGAUUGUGAUUUGGAGGCUGAAAGGUGUGGUAGUGUUUUAACCACAUGGAAGGCCCACACGGCUAGCUCUCCCAUGGAGCCUCAAUCAACAUCAGCUGCGCAAUUAUCAUUGAACUCUGUUUGCAAUGACGUUGACGUGGUAAUCAACACUGGAAGUGUAGCAAGGGGCAGACGAAGAACAGUCUCCGGAGCAAACAGAGCCAGUGCCACAACACAUCAACACGACGCUGUGCCGCAUCGACGACUCUCAUUCGUCUAAGCACUGCCAUCGUGUGUACUUGUCUAUAACAGUCUUGCAGGGUGAUGUGCUGAGCACUCGGCUUACUACUGCAACCACUAUUCUUACGGCUUGUUUUUGCUUUUGCUGCUGCUGCUGCUGCUCUAACAACUAACACUAACAUUGUACUUGUGCCAUUACAACCAGCUGUACGCAAUAUUACGCCUUGAUUACGCUUUGAUAACGUACGUGUUGAGCAUUUAUAUUAUUAUAUUUAUUGAGUUGAUUGGGAUCGAGAAGCCUUCCCUUUUCAAAAUAGCCUAUUACUGUCCAUCGCAAUUACUAACUACAGGUGCAGUGUACUAAUCAUGCGGGUAUUCUGAUUUAGAAUACCUUCAUCUUCCUCCUAGCUUUCACACAAGUUCACACUGCCACGUCAUCCUCAUUGUGAUAUCAGGAAUUACACCAAAGUUA
Messenger RNA from Sycon ciliatum, 1825 nucleotides. RefSeq lists its product as uncharacterized. Gene Ontology annotation, molecular function: protein binding; phosphatase regulator activity; enzyme inhibitor activity. Lineage: Eukaryota; Metazoa; Porifera; Calcarea; Leucosolenida; Sycettidae. The record is from RefSeq and is a predicted model, not a curated record. Gene Ontology annotation, cellular component: cytoplasm. Bases 98 to 1393 code for a protein of 431 amino acids. The transcript has a single exon.